CACCGAUAGCGGAAAUAGUCAAAAUUAAACAUGCGUCGGCGAGAGAAUUGGGCAGCAGCAGCAACGGUAGUAUUCAAAUGAGCGUCGCCGCCGCCUUCAAAUCUCUCAAGUCCUCCGCCGUCCUCUCAUGGAAACCCACGGGCAAUCUGCAGAAAACUGUGACGAAUUGCAUCGAGAGAACCGGUCGGGGACUCCACUCAGGUGACAUAUCCACUGUUAGAAUUCUUCCGGCGGUGGCCCGCGCCGGCCGGUACUUCAUCUUCCGGUCGAAUAUUAUUCGCGCAUCGAUUGAUAAUGUUGUGAGAGACACGCCUCUGUGCACUGCGCUUUCGAGAGAUGGCUACAGCGUUCGAACCGUCGAGCACUUGCUCUCCGCUCUGGAGGCGUGUGGCGUCGAUAAUUGUCGCAUUGAGAUUGACGGAUCCAGCAAUUGCGAUCGCUCUGUUGAGGUUCCUAUCUUUGAUGGGUCAGCAAGAGAAUGGAUGGAGGCAAUCAAUCAAUCUGGAUUAAGGGUAGCUACAGAUAAUGGUGGUAAAAGUUGUCAAAAAUUAGCACCGUAUCUCAGCGAACCUGUUCACGUUCUGAAAAAUGAUUCUUUUAUAGCAGCAAUCCCAUAUUCAAAAGUCUGUAUCACAUACGGGAUUGACUACCCACAGCAAUUACUGCUGCAGGCACCUGCAAUUGGUUGCCAAUGGUUCUCUUCCUCGUUGUUGGAUGAAUCUAUCUACUCCAAUUCUAUAGCUCCAUCUAGAACCUUUUGCAUUUAUGAAGAGGUGGAACAUAUGCGCAGCUUAGGACUUAUUAAAGGGGGUUCGGCAGAAACAGCUAUUGUCUGUAGCAUGAGUAGGGGAUGGGUGAAUCCACCUCUGCGUUACGACAAUGAGCCUUGCAGGCAUAAGGCAUUGGAUCUUAUUGGCGAUAUUUCCCUUUUGGCUCAAGAGGGUAACCAAGGUCUUCUAGUGGCUCAUAUUGUUGCUUAUAAGGGUGGACAUUCACUGCAUGCUGAAUUUGUUCGUCGCCUAGUUGGGAAUGAUGUUUCUCAGGAGCUCACAGCUUAGCUCAUAUUCAGAUCAUUUUCUACUUCUUGUCUGUAUUUUUAUAUGAUAGUAGGCGGCAUUUAGGCCAUCAUUGGGUUCUAGAAUAGACUUUUGUUUUUUGUUUUUUGAUUUUUUGGUAAACAGAAGAACAACGCGAACCUAAGGUAGACAUCAUUGUCCCAUAAUCAUAAUAAUUGCAGUGCAUGUGCAGCUGAACUAUAAUGUUUCAAGAUUUCUUUGUUUUAACUCAGAAACACUUACAAGUUACAAA
This is a messenger RNA of Salvia miltiorrhiza (redroot sage), 1308 nucleotides long. Its product is annotated as probable UDP-3-O-acyl-N-acetylglucosamine deacetylase 1, mitochondrial. NCBI's taxonomy places the organism in Eukaryota, Viridiplantae, Streptophyta, Magnoliopsida, Lamiales, Lamiaceae. Gene Ontology annotation, biological process: lipid A biosynthetic process. The transcript is spliced from 7 exons. Bases 78 to 1058 code for a protein of 326 amino acids. The record is from RefSeq and is a predicted model, not a curated record.